AUGCUCAAGUUCCACUUCCCUUCAUAUACCACGUUGUGGUUCACUGUUAUCUUGGGUGCAGCUGCCCUACUUCUCUGUCUAGUUGGAAGAUUGGUUUAUCUAGUACAUUUCCACCCUCUGGCGAAGUAUCCUGGCCCAUGGAUUGCCAAAAUCACAAAUUUAUAUGCUGGAUAUCAUUCUUGGAAAGGGGACCUUCAUAUAGAUAUGCUUAGUUCUCACGACAAGUACGAUAUAUACGGUCACGGAAAACGAUUCAAAAAGGCCCAGAGAUAUGGAGCUAUGGUGCACCGCGCCCCCAAUACCUUGACAGUAAUCGACAAGAAGAAGCAUGGAAAGAAGAGACGCAUUAUAAGUCAGGGAUUUUCUGAUUUUGCACUUAAGAAGCAUGAGAUUGUGAUACUUGAACAAGUACAGCAUUUGUGUACGCAGUUGAGGAUGGGAUCGAACGGAGAACAAAUACCCAUCGGUUCCUGGUCCCCCCCAAAGGAUAUGGCACGGCUCACUAAUCAAUUAGACGACUACUUUGCUUUCGAUGUGAUGAGCAAUAUAAUUUUUGGAGUCCCUUGGUCGACCCUGCGAAGCCCGACAUAUCGUUUCAUUCCAGAAGUCAUUGAGAAGUCGAAUGUCCGUGUCGGGACUCUGACACAAGCUCCUGAAAUAAGUUUCUUGAGGUUUGAUAAAAUUGCUUUCCCCGAAGCUAUUCGCGCUAGGGAUAAAUUUGUUCGAUUUGUAGAUGAGAUGCUCAGUCAGGGAAUUAAACACGCCUCUAAAACUGGAUGCGGUGUUUUUGCAAUUUUGUCCAGGUCAAAGGAUCCUGAGACUGGUGAACCUUUGAAAAUGAGAGAGCUAGGCGGGGAAAGCGCAACUCUCAUUGUGGCGGGCACAGACACAACAUCUACCGCCCUAGCAUCAUGUUUCUUCUACUUAUCUCACAACCAAUCCUCGUAUGAUCGUGCUACUGCAGAGGUUCGAACUGUCUUUGGGUCAUCUGAGGAUAUUACAAUGGGGCCAAUGAUGAACAAAUGUGUCUUUCUACGUGCUUGCAUCGACGAAAGCAUGCGGAUGUCCCCUCCUGCAGCCAGCUCCCUAUGGCGUGAAUCUGAGGAAACCGGUGCGGUUGUAGAUGGCGAAUAUAUACCCCCGGGUGUAGAUGUAGGAACUUGCAUCUACAGUAUUCAUCAUAACCCUCAAUACUACCCUCGCCCUUUCAGCUUCCAGCCAGAACGCUGGCUUGGUACUAACAAACACGAAGACCUGGCAGAUGUACGCCUGGCACGAUCUGCUUUUAACCCAUUUUCCAUUGGUCCCCGAAGCUGUAUCGGCAAGAGUCUUGCCUAUGUUGAGCUUCAACUUUUGCUAGCUCAUAUCCUAUGGAGAUUUGAUAUUCGCUUGGCUCCAGGGGAGAUUGACACCUUUGAUUCUCAAGAGAUAGGAGAUGUCUAA
Messenger RNA from Trichophyton benhamiae CBS 112371, 1443 nucleotides. RefSeq lists its product as uncharacterized. Gene Ontology annotation, molecular function: oxidoreductase activity, acting on paired donors, with incorporation or reduction of molecular oxygen; heme binding; iron ion binding. The transcript is spliced from 6 exons. NCBI's taxonomy places the organism in Eukaryota, Fungi, Ascomycota, Eurotiomycetes, Onygenales, Arthrodermataceae. The record is from RefSeq and is a predicted model, not a curated record. Bases 1 to 1443 code for a protein of 480 amino acids.